AGACAGACAGACAGACAGACAGACAGACAGACGGAUAUAGAUAAACAGACAGACAAAAACACAGACAGAUAGAUAUAGAUAGACAGACAGACACACAGACAGACAGACAGACACACAGACAGACAAAGACAGACAGACAGACACACAGACAGACAAACAGACAGACAGAUAUAGAUAGACAGGCAAACAGACAAACAGACAGACACAGAGACAGACAGACAAAUCCUCCUCAAGAUUUAAGUCACGCUGCGGUCAUACAUGACAGACAAACACGCACUGCCUUUACCAAACUACUGAACAUUGAUGAAAUGACUGCUGAACCUUGGGCACAGGCAACUCUCCCUGUGAGGUACGGUGGUUUUGGAAUGACCCCUGCGACCCAUCUUUCACCAAUAGCAUUUGCCUCUGGUUGGGCUCAUUCAUUCCAUGUGCUGCUGGAUCGAUUUCCAACCCUACAGCCUUUGGUAACCUCAGUAAUCAAUGAAACAACAUCAUCAAUAGCACAAGAGAACAGCAUUAGUCAUCACCUACAGCAGUCCCUGUGUCCAGGUCAGGCCCUAUCAGAUCUCCUCUGCAACACCAAAGGGCUUCAGCACAAUUUGACUGAAAAACAGACAAAACUCAAAGUUCAGGACAUGAUUGAAAGAUCUGCGACCAAGGAUGCAGCUCGUUUGAGAUCUCUUCAAGGGAGGGGAUCAGGAGCCUGGCUAGAUGUCAUUCCCAGCUCAAGAAAGCUUGCAAUUUCCCCUGGAUUGUUCCGCCUGGCAGCUUUAUUGAGGUUGGGUAUGCGUUUGCCAUUGCCUCUGUCAGCAACCUUAUGUGAUUGCGGCACAGCCUUAGAUCCUGAAGGAUAUCAUCUGAUUACUUGUAAGACAGGUGGGGGACCAGUUUGGUCUCAUAAUUCAAUAGUCUCCGCUUGGUCCGAGUGUUUGAAACGCGUGUCUCUUCCCCAUACCGUUGAGCCAAGAGACUGUUACAGCAGCUCUCAGUCCAGACCCGAUAUUGCCGUUUAUAAUGCAACCGACUUUAACGUUGAGCUCGACAUUUCCUUAGCCCACCCAUGGAGCACCGACAUAAUUUCAGUCGCAGCUACAACUGAUGGAUCUGCUGCUUCAAAAAGGGAGGGAAAGAAGAGAGAGAAGUACAGCAGAGAGACUCACACUAGUGGGGGUUCUCCAUGCCUAAUUCCACUGGUGUUUGAGCAUUAUGGCCGCUGGGGAAAUGCAGGAGAAAAGUUUCUCCAUCAAAUCUCUCUGCGAUCACGAGAUGAUGACGGCAAGCGGUGUAACAGUAUGGUUUUGGCGAAGAAGAUUGACAGAAUAGUGUGUAGAAAUGACUCCGUAGCUGGUUUUUACAGUUACCAGAGUGUACGUUAAGCUUUCAUUUCAUGACCCUUUGGGUCAUUUUUCUUGGACUCAUAGAUAGUGAUUUAGCGUUGACUGUAAUAGCGUUGAUGUUUACCAAUAGAUGUUUUUGACAGACAAACAGACAAAGACUGACAGACAGACAGACAAACAGACAGAUAGAUAGACAGACAGAUAUAGAUAGACAGACAAACAGACACACAGACAAACAUACAAACAGACAGACACACAGACAGAUACACAAACAGGUACAGACAGACAGACAGACACGAACAGACACACAGACAGAUAGACAGAUAGACAGCACACAGACAGACAAACAAACAAACAGACAACAGACAGAUGGAGAUAUGAAAGGCGAAAGUACAGGCACAUAAACAGAGAAAAGCAAUCUAAAUUAGCACUUAAGCAUGACCUUACGUUUUAGGUUAC
Molecule: messenger RNA, 1796 nt
Organism: Corticium candelabrum
Lineage: Eukaryota; Metazoa; Porifera; Homoscleromorpha; Homosclerophorida; Plakinidae
Exons: 2
Coding region: 309-1376 (355 amino acids)
Source: RefSeq, a predicted model, not a curated record